This is a messenger RNA of Oryza brachyantha (malo sina), 2724 nucleotides long. RefSeq lists its product as uncharacterized. Gene Ontology annotation, molecular function: oxidoreductase activity, acting on the CH-OH group of donors, NAD or NADP as acceptor. Bases 132 to 2417 code for a protein of 761 amino acids. The transcript is spliced from 13 exons. NCBI's taxonomy places the organism in Eukaryota, Viridiplantae, Streptophyta, Magnoliopsida, Poales, Poaceae. The record is from RefSeq and is a predicted model, not a curated record.
UUCUCCUGUAUAUAAUGGAGGUUGCUGGUAACCACAACCACGAAGAAACUUCAGUUUUUCUCGGAUUCUAGCUCUGAGGGAAAGGAAAUCACCUUCUCUGUCUCAGGAGAGAUAACACUGACAGGACAGAGAUGUCGUCGGAGCUUGAGAAGAAGACGGUGUGCGUGACCGGCGGGAACGGGUACGUUGCUUCAUUGCUCAUCAAGAUGCUGCUGGAGAAGGGAUACGCCGUGCAGACGACUGUCAGAGACCCCAACAACGAGGAGAAGGUGUCCCGUUUCAGGGAUUUGGAGAAACUUGGGCCCUUGAAGGUCUUCGGCGCCAACUUGGAGGACGAAGGCAGCUUCGACGAGGCGGUCGCCGGCUGCGAAUUCGCCUUCCUCGUCGCCGCUCCGAUGUACGACAAGAGCCACAAGUCCGACGAUCUUGAGAAAGAAAUCGUCCAAGGCGGUGUCCAGGGCACUCUGAACGUGCUGAGGUCGUGCGCGAGAGCCGGCACGGUGAAGCGCGUGGUCCUGACGUCGUCGACGGCCGCCGUCUCCAGCCGGCCGCUGGAAGGCGACGGCCAUGUCCUGGACGAGUCGUCCUGGUCCGACGUCGAGUACCUCAGGUCCAACAAGAAGCUGUCACCGACUCAGGCGUACUCGAUCUCCAAGGUUCUUUCGGAGAGGGAGGCGACCAGGUUCGCGGAGGAGAACGGCCUCAGCCUGGUCACCCUCGUCCCCGUCGUCGCCGUCGGCGCGUCGCCGGCGGUGAGGGUCGACACCAGCGUCCCCGCUUGCCUCUCGCUGAUAACCGGCGACGAGGAGAUGAUGACCAUCCUGAAGGGCAUCGAGAAGGCGUCCGGCUGGUCGAUGCCGCUCGUCCACAUCGAGGACGUCUGCCGCGCCGAGGUUUUCGUCGCCGAGAAGGAGUCGGCGGCGGGGAGGUACAUCUGCGGCGGCCUCAACACCACCGUCACCGAGAUCGCCCACUUCCUGGAAGCCAAGUACCCGCAGUACAACGUCAGAUGCGAUUGCAUCGAGGAUCAUCACCCCCUGAAGCCGACCAUCUUCCUCUCGUCGGAGAAGCUCACCGGUGAAGGGUUCGAGUUCAAGUUCAAGACCCUGGACGAGAUGUACGACGACCUCAUCGCGUACGGCAAGGCCCUGGGGUUGGUGUCCAACUGUCCUAUCCUUUUUUGCAUCGUUGUCUAUGGCCACUCCCAUUCCACCAUUGUCAUCCAUACCUCUCUGCGACGAUCUCCUUGCUACGUAGAUCGAGGUGAUGGCAGUAGCUCGAACAGAGCAAAGCAUGCGAGGAUCAAGUGCGCUUGCUCGUUUCUUUGGGGGUUCGAUUUGGUGGGCGAGGGAAUCCAAGCUUGUGAACUCCUCUGCUACGAGAUGCCGGCGAUGUCGGCGGUCGAGAGGAAGACGGCGUGCGUGACCGGCGGCAGCGGGUACAUCGCUUCUGCGCUCAUCAAGAUGCUGCUGCAGAAGGGAUACGCUGUCAAGACGACAGUCAGAAACCCCGAUAAUAGGGAGGAGAAUUCUCAUUUUGAGGAAUUGCAAGAACUUGGCCCCUUGAAGGUUCUCCGCGCCGACUUGGAAGAAGAAGGCAGCUUCGACGAAGCAGUUGCCGGCUGCGAGUACGCCUUCCUCGUCGCCGCUCCGGUGAACCUGAAGGCACAGAAUCCUGAGAAGGAAGUCCUGGAAGCCGGUGUCCGAGGCACUUUGAACGUGAUGAGGUCGUGCGUGAAAGCGGGCACAGUGAGGCGCGUGGUCCUGACAUCGUCGGCGGCCGCCGUCUCCGGCAGACCGCUGCAAGGUGUCGGCGAUAUCGUCCUGGACGAGUCGUCCUGGUCAGACAUUGAGUACCUCAAGUCAGGCAACAAGAUGGAUCCUGGUCAGGCGUACGCGAUCUCCAAGGUGGUUUCGGAGAAGGAAGCGAGCAAGCUAGCGGAGGAGAAUGGCAUCAGCCUGGUCGCGGUGUGCCCGGUUGCCACCGUCGGUGCAGCGCCUGCGCCGGUGGCCAGCGCGAGCGUUGCCAAUGUCCUCUCCCUCUUGUCCGGCGACGAGGAUUGCAUCAACACCAUGAAACUCAUAGACAGGGGCUCCGGCGGGAUAAAGCUGGUUCACGUCGACGACCUCUGCCGCGCCGAGAUAUUCGUCGCCGAGAAGGCGUCGCCGGCGGCGAGGUACAUCUGCUGCAGCCUCAACACCACCAUCGUGCAGAUCGCCCGUUCCCUCGCCUCCAAUUACCCGCAGUACAACGUCAACAGCGACGCCCUUGGCGACGUCCCCGAGGAGCCGACGAUCCUCCUCUCGUCGGAGAAGCUGACCGGGGAAGGGUUCGAGUUCAUGUACAAGACGCUGGAUGAGAUGUACGACGACGCGUUCAUCGAGUACGGCAGGGCACUCGGGGUUCUGCCCUACUGAUUUAUCACCGGAGGGAAACGGCUUAUUUGAAAUGUAUGGAUAAAACUUUUAUAAGAACCUAGUCAUAUUAAUUAGAAAUAAAUAUUAUAAAAUUGACUAUGAUAAAAAUAUAUAAUUUAAGUUUUAUAAUUUAAAAUAUUAGUUGCAAAAGUAAAAUGACGGAGCACACAAUGACAACCAAACGGUUCACGAUGUUUGAUACCUCAUCGGGAUCACCUUGUUUCGAUAUCAGAUCUAUUACCGAUGAGCUAUCUUAUUAGAAUUAUCUUGUUUCUACUAUCAGAUCUGAUGUAUCGUAUUUGAUACC